CCUGCUGGAGGGAGACGAUUUUCCGCCGAGUUGGACCUCUCUGGCUUCGUUUAACACAAAGCAGCCGUUCCUGACACUGAAGUUAAGGACGUACUGAGGCUGGUGUUAGCAAAACUACCAUAAAUAUCGAAACAGCUAAAAUAUAUUGAUGAUUUCCUAUCACUGAGAUCAUAUAGCAUUUUGUUUUUACAGCGAGCUUUUAUUUUGAAGGCGGAAUCGAAAACAGGAAGUCUACAUGCCAGCUGUUACAAAACCAAUCGUCAGUUCCACUUUCCCGAUAAGUUGGAAUGUGUCCUAUCCAAUGAGAACAGAAGUGAUAUUUUUGAUUCUCAACGGUUUGGCUACAUUGAGUCUGCUACGGGCCACUGACAAGGGCAAUCUGAACUUCACUGCCAAUGAUAUCUGGGGUCACAAACAUGUUUCUGCUUUGAAGCAUAAAGCACGGAAUCUGCCACCUGGCUCUGUGGAGCAAAGAAGUACCCAAGAGACACCAGCAGUGUCAAUUAGUCCCAUUCCACCGAUGUCAGGCCUAUUGAUUCUAAGUUAAGCAACCAAUUUGCAAGGAAGAUUCCAUUCAGUCUGAAAGCAGCCCAGAGAUAACCAGUCAGACAGCGCAACUGAAUUGUCCAACUAUCCACCUUGACUGCCCCGGGCCAAAUACAGACGUCCCCUGUAUGUCACUCCAUAUGGAGACUCUGCCAGACUUUAGUGUUAUAAGUGGAGAAACUUCACCUCUUUCAGACAGCGGUCAUUCAUCUACACCAUCACAGCACAGUGGUAUCAGUGGGGAGCCCAGAGCCAAGCGGUGGUCCUCUAACCCAAUAACCAUGGUCACCCAUAUUUUAAACCCCAGCCAUCUGGGAUUCAACGGGCAGGAGUCCUGCUCCCCAAUUUUGAGUCCCAUACGUGCCUCAAAGAUCUUCAGGAUUCAAGAUGAAUCUUUCCCGAACUGCACCGGAGAAAGUUUAUUUGAGGACACUAUAGACCCCUGCUUUUUGCCUAUGGUGGAGCCCACUGUUGGCAGCUCUACAAUGGCUUUGUCACACACACCUCCGGAGACUUGCAUUUCUAUGAAAGAGAGUUUCACUAAACCAGAGGAUGCAAAUAAAGAUUUGCAAAGGGGCUCUAAUUUUAGUCUCAGUUUGCAGGGAAGUCCAACCGCUCUCAGGGAGACUAUAUCAACCAGUAGCUGUUCCAGAGCUUCCCUGGAGGGCACACAUGACAUAUCUGCAUUCGAGGGCAGCAAAGAAAGUCUGCAUUCCUUAGAACAUAAGGUACAGAACCUGACGACCGAGGUUGCUGUGUCUGUUGUGGUGCAAAAAUCAAGUGUUGCCUCUUCCUGUCUCUCAAAUGCUAAUGUCACACAGAUAAUUUGCCCUGAUGGUGAGAUGUCUGCAUCCUAUACGGUGCCAUUGUCCUCGUCAACAUCUGGUUCCUUGUGUGAUGACAAGAGGGUGCACAACGUCACCUUUGAACUUAUGGUUGAACCAACACUGGAGCCCAAAACUGGGACCAACGAGCCCAAUGUCACGACUACUGCGCUGGAGGCUGUGGAGAUUAGUAGGCUAAUGAAAGACACUUUUGAAGCUUGCCGUCCGAUGAAGUUCAAUGCAACCACUGAGCAAGAGACUUAUGAUGGUACCAAACAACCUCUAAAUAAUACUUUUCAAACUAACCCCCAUGUAAAUGCAACCACUGAGCCAGUGACCAUUGUUGGCAAUGCACGCCCCCCUUUUCAAACUGACCACGAACCAACAAAAGGUGCUGAAGUUGAUGUCCGUGAACAUAUGGUACAGUCCCAACCAGGCCUGUCCGGGAGAGAUGGUGACCCCUUCACCUUGGAUGAUACUCUGGAGUUGGGUCCCAACUUUCUGCUCACAUCCACUCCCAUGGUUACAUCUACGGCUUUAAGGAAACCAGAGAGACCCUCAGAUGUGCGGAAAAAGUUAUCUUCGGGCAUCCUGCCAAAACCAGCUAAACCACCUGCUGUCUCUCAACUCGCCACUUAUAGGAAGACGUUCCUUCAGCCCCAAGGUGUCACCUCCAAUCCCAAAUCACUGCCACCCCCACUGAGAUCUGUGUCCCAGCUUCCAUCAUGGACUCGCCCACCAAAGACCAAGACAGCCCCCGUGGCUUCAGCCCCCUCGGAGCCAUCCUCUGCCAUACCCAGCAGAAGAUGUAAAACACGAGCAGAUGCCUCGGGACAUGCUGUGGUCACUGUUUCUCAGCAGGCCUCGACAGAUGAUACUUCCAGUAGUAGGCGUAGCACAAUUGCAGAAUCCAAGCUGAUGCGCACUGGCCUGAGGAAACCUCAAUCCUAUGGCACUCGGAGAUCCAUAGCUAGCCUCAGGCAUCCUGCAGUAAGAGCUGAGGCAACCCGCUCCACUGAAAACCCCAGCCUCUCUUCAGGUUUAAAUGGAAGGAGUCUACAAGCACCCAACCAAGGCCAGAAGCACUUGCCAACCAGCAGUGAUGCUUUACCUGUAGCAAAGAGGAAAAAAAUAGGGUGUGCAAACUGUGUGCUACUUCAGCAAGAACUGGAGACGUGUCGUCAAGAAAAUGAGAGACUGCAAGCAGGGUGUGCAAACUAUGUGCUACUUCAGCAAGAACUGGAGAUGUGUCGUCAAGAAAAUGAGAGACUGCAAGCAGAGCUACGUAAUCGUGACGGGAUGGAUUUGUAAAGGAAGACACACAAAUGGAAUGGAUUGCACAGAUAAAUGGAAUAAGUAACAGAUUCAAAUGAAAUUGUUUCACGUUUAAGAUUUAAUAAAGAUUUGAUAUGCCUA
Messenger RNA from Oncorhynchus nerka (sockeye salmon), 2786 nucleotides. RefSeq names its product mucin-17. NCBI's taxonomy places the organism in Eukaryota, Metazoa, Chordata, Actinopteri, Salmoniformes, Salmonidae. Bases 675 to 2681 code for a protein of 668 amino acids. The record is from RefSeq and is a predicted model, not a curated record. The transcript has 8 exons.